CGCAGAUCACGGAACAGGAGGAAUCCGCGACCACACGAGACUGAGAGGAAGCAUCAUGGGGGACGCUGACGAGCGGUACAAUGCGUGGUUUCCACGCACACCACCGCGGGAGUGUGGGCUGAGGGUGGUGUGUUUCCACGGAGCAGGGUGCUCGGACACUGUCUACACGAUCAGCAGGGUUGCUGGUAAAAUGGCGCAUAACCCGCUCCUCGCGUGGCAACAGGACGAAGAGAACGAUGUGCAGGUGCUUGGGGUGCAGUUGCCCGGACGUGAUCAGCGGCACAGCGUCCCGCCGUUCACCAGCAUCAACGACAUUGUCGAUGCCUUUGUUGCAGACUGUGGCCAUUUGUUCAACACCCCAUACGUCCUGGUUGGCCAUUCCGUUGGCAGCUGGAUCGCGCACGGCGUGGCCAAGAAGUUGAUGGCGCAAGGAUACGAGCCCCCUCUCCAGCUCUUCGUUUCCGCGUUUCCGCCGCCCACCAUCCCAGCAGCCAAGCGCCCUUGGAACUCAUCAAGGGUAAUGUCGGAUUCAGAGCUGCAGGCGGAAGCGCGCGCGUGGGGCGUCAACCCGGUUGUGUUCCAGCAGCACGUCUGGUCCACGUAUGCGCCCCUCUUCCGUGCAGACUUUCGCCUCUUUGACGAACAACGCCCCAUGUCGUCGGCGGACGCGUGGCUUGGAAGCGUCCCCAUCCACGUCACAGGCGCCUCGCACGACACCCGCAUCAUGCCCCAUUUGCUGAACGGGUGGCGGAAGCUGUCGUCGCACUGCAGCGUCGAUACCGUCGAUGGCGGACAUCUCUUCGUCUUUGAUGCACCGGCACGCGCCAGCUGGUUUGAUAUGAUCAUCAAGGGUGUCGAUGCGUUGACAAUAUCGCGCCUGACGCCGCAGGUGCUCCUGCAUGACGUCAUCAGCUCCAUCGUCAACCACGGCACCGCCCCCUCCAUCGACCGCCUCGCACGCGCCCACAGCGAGACUGCAGAGACCAUCACCACCGCGCUGUGCUCGCUGCCCGGCGUCGUCGUGCACCCGCUCCUGGCAAGCGUGGUCGAGGUGCAGCCCUUCUCGCUCGUGCCGUCGUCUGUCUGUAUCCGCAGCCACAUCUCCGACGCAACGUGGUGGGCGCCGACGCUGUUUGCUGCGCUCGGUGCUGCUGGCACGGCGCUGGCCGAACAGCCGCUGCUGUCCAUCACGUGCUCUGUUGGCGGCGCUGAGCAGCAGGCGAGCAUUGUCGUGCGCCACGGCCAGCUGUGCGGCGUCGACCAGGUCGACAGCGAUGAUGGUGGUGAUGGUGGUGGUGUUGGCGAUGGUGACGGCGAGGAGAGCGGCAUUGGCAGCAGGAGCAGCCGGCUCGAUGCUCAUGGUGACGCCGUGCAAAGCAGUGACGUGUCUGACCUGGAGGCCGAGAUACAGCGGGCGCUGCGGCUGCACGACCAGACCACCACCGCCUCCGUCGCCCUUCCCUCAUCCUCGUCAGCACCACUGGCAUUGUCAUCGUCAUCGUCAUCGUCGUCGUUUGGUGCGCGAAGGAACAGCAGCGCCGUGACCGGCCAACAUCACAUCGACGAGCGAGGUGCUGUGCACGGUGCCCGCCGCCGCCACAGCGAGCAGCACGCACCAGCUGCCUUCACGUCAUCAUCGUCAGCAUUAUCGUCGUCGUCAUACCCAAGCAGCGCGCGUGGUAGCGGUGGGCGCGGGUGCAUUGAGCUGAGCGCGGCCCAACUCGACCGCUGCUAUGUGUACUUCCUCGUCGACCCCGUGCCCGUUAUCGAUGAGCAGGGACGCGAGCAGGAGAUGAGGGCGCACACGCCGAUGGCGCAGGAGUCAGCUGUACACCAUGUGGAUGUUGGAUAUGGCACGACGCUGCUGCUGUCCAACAAGGUUGCGCAUGCGUGGCGUGAGCAGCACCACAUGCCGUCAGGGCGCAUUCUGCCGCUCGUGUCCGCCUUUGAGCUCGCCAAGCGCUGCUUUGCUUUCGCGGCUGUGCACGACCCGCAGACAGUAGGCAGCAGCGGGUGGUGAUGAGGACGGUGGAUGGGGGUUAGCGAUCAUGGUGGUGACGCUGACGGUUGUGGAGGUGGCGAUGAAGAUGCUGGUUGUGAAAGUGGUUGUGAAAGUGGUUGUGAAAAUGGUGGCGGUGCGAGCUUGAGGUCUUGCACACUGCGUCGUUUCGUGGUGUUGUGAGGUGUAGCAAGAUAGGUUUCAUUCUAUUGUGUCGUGUUUCGACUGUGGCUGCACGCUUGUAUUGCUUGUUUGACCUAUUGGUUGAAUUUGGCGACACUGCAUGUACGACACCAUAUGUUGUACUGUAUUGUAUUUGUUGAAAGGGUAUUUACUACCUCUGCUUCGCUCGUGUGCGUCCAAACAACCGUUUUGUUUUGGUCUCAUGACCGGGCUGUGUAUGAUGUGUUGUUGUGUGCAAUUGACACCUCUCUUCUCCCUGUGAUGGCACGUUGGCAGUGCCAUUAUUGACAUGUGUAAACGCCGCUGUAAUCCCAGAGCACUAUGAAGUUGGUACACAGAAUCCAAUAACAAGCGAGUGACACGG
Messenger RNA from Salpingoeca rosetta, 2546 nucleotides. RefSeq lists its product as uncharacterized. Gene Ontology annotation, biological process: lipid biosynthetic process. The transcript has 7 exons. Bases 56 to 2020 code for a protein of 654 amino acids. Lineage: Eukaryota; Choanoflagellata; Craspedida; Salpingoecidae. The record is from RefSeq and is a predicted model, not a curated record.